AGCACGUUGAUAUUCAACCUGAGAACAGAUUUUCUUCGUUGGUUCAUGAUCAACACAUCGUAAUUGUGCCAGAAUUUACACUUGAAUCUGGUUAUACAUUGCAUCGAGUUCCAGUGGCGUACAAAACUUGGGGAAAGCUUAAUGCAAACAGAGAUAAUGUAAUGGUAAUAUGUCAUGCACUUAGUGGAAGCGCUGAUGUUCAAGAUUGGUGGGGACCUCUAAUUGGAAAAGGAAGAGCUUUUGAUCCCACAAAAUAUUUUAUUUUUUGUGGGAAUGUUCUUGGAUCACCUUAUGGUACUGCAUCUCCUGUUACGAUUAAUCCUGAAACAGGCAAUAUAUAUGGCCCAGAAUUUCCUUUGACAAUGCCCCGAGAUGACGUCAG
Molecule: messenger RNA, 382 nt
Organism: Racocetra persica
Lineage: Eukaryota; Fungi; Glomeromycota; Glomeromycetes; Diversisporales; Gigasporaceae
Source: the annotation of a GenBank genome assembly